UCAGCUUGGAUUUCUGUUGGUCAGUAGUGAAGUUGUGGUUUGGAGAUUUUAGUGUCAGUGCUGGAUCAUGUAUGGGUUCUGUGGGUUUCUGUGGUUCACGGUGAGCGUCCUCCUGGUCUUCACUGCGGCUGACGUGGUGCCUAACUUCCAGAAUGAGCCGGAUUGUAUAAAGUUCUUCUACAAAAAUAACGUGCCACAGUAUGGAUCAGCUACACCAGGUGCUGCCAGGCUCUGCCAGCGUUUCCAGAACACGUUUCACUUUGCCACGCUGUACGAUACAUACAAGCGCAUCGCUGUCUACUCCGCCUACAUCUUCGGGCCCAGUAACGGCGGCGGCAGGGAGACGCGCUGGUUUGUGGAGCCGCAGCUGGUGAAUCAGAACUGGGCCGGUGAGAUGCGGGACGGGUAUUAUCUGGGGCUGGAUUAUCCCGGUGUGUACCAGGGUGAGCGUCAGGCCCUGAACGAAGACUACACCAACUCAGGGUUUGACCGAGGCCACCUCAAUCCCAACGGACAUCAUGCAGUCCCGAGCCGUAACGCCACAUUCACCCUCACUAAUAUUGUGCCACAAAACCCAAAACUUAACCAGAAUGCCUGGGCUAAUCACGAGUCCAAACUGGCUAGCAUGUUCAAGUCUCAGUGCGACAAGGCCUACGUACUGGUUGGUGCCAUCCCCUCUGCCAACAACUGGAUCAUCAAGAAUAACGUCCAACGGGUCAACAUCCCAGAGUACGUGUGGAACGCCUACUGCUGCACCGACAACAACGGCCGUCCGGUUAGCAGCGGAGCAGCAAUUGCCCUCAACACAGACCAGAAUUUAGUUGAGGAGUACACUCUGAGUAAGCUGGUUCAGUUCCUUCAGAAAUACUCCAACACUCCAGUAGGGGAGCUGUUCUACAACCAGUGCCAGUAACAGAAUGUAUUAUUAAUUCUUAAAUCAGCUAUUAAAGAUACACAUCACAUAUAACAUCAUGAACUUGAAGAUGCAGCAUGUUCUGUAAAAACUGUUCAAGAUUCAAAAACACAAUAAAAAAAAAGCAUAUCCAA
Molecule: messenger RNA, 1047 nt
Organism: Astyanax mexicanus (Mexican tetra)
Lineage: Eukaryota; Metazoa; Chordata; Actinopteri; Characiformes; Acestrorhamphidae
Product: endonuclease domain-containing 1 protein-like
Exons: 3
Coding region: 68-913 (281 amino acids)
Molecular function (GO): metal ion binding; nucleic acid binding; hydrolase activity
Source: RefSeq, a predicted model, not a curated record